GAAUCAUUAGAAUCAUCUUUAACUCCAGCUAUUUAAAUUCGAAAUAUGGUUCGAGUGAUUUAUAAAUUAUAAAUGACGUGUUACUUUGGAAAUACAUAUCAACGGAGAAAAUUUUUGCAAUAUUUUACAAAUACUUGUGAAAUGUCGAAACAAGGAUCAAAGAAAGCUGGAAAAAGUCAAAAAUCUACGGUUAACGAGGAAUCUAAAGGACCAAUAAGCAUAGGUAAAGAUGGAAAUGUUAUUAUAAAAAUACAAGCAAAACCUGGGGCGAAACAUAAUAAUAUAACAGAUAUUUCUGACGAUGUUGUGGGCGUCGCAAUAUCCGCACCUCCGGUUGAAGGUGAAGCAAAUACGGAACUCGUGAAAUACUUAGCUUCCGUAUUCGGACUAAGAAAGUCUGAUGUAUCGUUAGACAGAGGCUCGAAAAGUCGACAAAAAGUUGUAGUAGUGUCUGGAACCACAGUGGAAAAGGUUUUGGAAAAAUUAAAGGGAGAGAUGCGAACCUGAGAAUAGCAACAAUUUAUUGUUAACGCAUUUUUACCUUUUGUUAUGCUAACAGCUGUUUCUUUUACGUUUGUAUAAUGUUAUACUCUGUUCAUUUUGAUAAGUCAUAUUUACCGUGCAUAAAUAUGGCAAUCACGUCAAUAUAACAUAUUCAAUUAAUUUAUACAAUAAAAAAGUAAUUUUAUACAAUUGUUACGUCGUAAAAGUAAUUUGUUAAUAACAAUAUUAAUUUCAGCAAUUAAAUAUAUGUAUACUAACGUAGCUUGCUAACGCAUUCAAGCUUCCUUUCGGUGCAUAUAUCGAUUCUAUAACGUACACUUGCUUAUUCGUUAAAAAUAUUAUUUACAAUA
Eufriesea mexicana is the source of this 854-nucleotide messenger RNA. Its product is annotated as UPF0235 protein C15orf40 homolog. NCBI's taxonomy places the organism in Eukaryota, Metazoa, Arthropoda, Insecta, Hymenoptera, Apidae. Gene Ontology annotation, cellular component: cytoplasm. The coding region runs from base 73 to 507 and encodes 144 amino acids. The transcript is spliced from 4 exons. The record is from RefSeq and is a predicted model, not a curated record.